AUGGAGGACAACACUCUCGUCGGAUUCAAGGAACGUAUGAUGUCGGGGGUUCAGGGCACAUAUCCACAAGAAGAGAUCGACGCAGUUUUCGGGGGGCGACAACACGAAGAGCAUCGUGCCAUAUACGUUGCUGGGUUUACUUUCGCGUGUGAUUGUAAGGACUUCCUUAGGUGGGCUCGUUCGUUCGGUGGCGCCCAGAUCGAAAGAACAGUCACUAUCGUUGAUACGGAAUCCCAAUGCACGUUCCGUUGGCUUGUCAUGCCUACCGCGGAGGACGCAGCGACGGUUCUGGGUCGAAUCCAUGAGAUGGAAGUUACCAUGUGGCAGCCCCACCGAGAUGGUACAGAGGACGUACUCAAGUUUUCCCUGCGGGUUUGUUACUCUGCGAUCGAUCUAUUCGUUUACAAUCCACUAUCAAGCGCAUGUUAUCAGCCAGAGGGCUCGUUAUCGGCCCAUCAAAGUGUUUCAACGGUUCAUGGGCACCCAUCCCCUCCAGAAAAUCUCUCACUCCAGGGGCUCUCACUUCAGGAUCCAGCACCAAUAACCGAGGCCAUUAGUUCUAUAUCCCCAGUCAUCAAGCAAGAGCGUAUGGCGAACUCACCUGGUGACACUCCUGGGCAAUCGUCCUAUACACCAGCUUCUUCUUGGGCAAGCAUCGCCCUCACCGCCAACCCAGACUCCGAGAUCAUCAAUCUACACCCACCAGCCAGAGCUUUCACCGGUCCUCGAGUCAAGCCUGCUGGUCGCUUCACUAGUACACCAAGUGUCAUCAGUGAUGAGCCCAUGGUCGACCAGGCACGCGUUGUAUUCCUGCUGGAUAUGCCGAGACACCUAACACUUCAAGAAGUGUCCGACGCCGUUAUCGAAGGGCCGUUGAGAAGCAUCACAUUUAGUACUGAUGAGAGUAACGGAAAGCCUUACGCUGGUAUCAUCUUUCAAUACGCUCAGGAUUCCGAGUCCUUUUACCAAGUUCUGUGCAAAGAGCGAGCCGACAGUCGCCCGGGUCGAUUCAAGUUCGUCGUCGAUGCCAUCCGAGGGGAUCCUUUCCCAAUGGAUGCUAAUAUCAAAGCAAUGGGCUCUCCGACAUACGCUACUCGUCGCCUUACUAUGGUCAAGUCCAGAUUCUUCUUCAUGGUCAACGAGAGGUCGUUGAGGCAGUUCUGCGAGAAGUACGCGGGGGUUGGACCGGAUAUGAUCCAACUGGUUUGGAUAUACAAUGGUGGCAAUGCAACCAUUGUAUUUGCAGAUGUGGGCGAGGCCAUCAAGGUUAAAAGCAAGCUUGAUGAUUACAGCAUGGGUAUUGGGGUGUCUGAUAGGCAAGCUGAGGCAACAUGGGCCGGUCUCCAGACGACAUUCUCAAAAGAUCCCUGUGUUUCACCGCUUGAGCUCAAGACAGCAAUGACUUAG
Messenger RNA from Lachnellula hyalina, 1407 nucleotides. RefSeq lists its product as uncharacterized. Lineage: Eukaryota; Fungi; Ascomycota; Leotiomycetes; Helotiales; Lachnaceae. The record is from RefSeq and is a predicted model, not a curated record. Bases 1 to 1407 code for a protein of 468 amino acids. The transcript is spliced from 2 exons.